This is a messenger RNA of Harpegnathos saltator (Jerdon's jumping ant), 3062 nucleotides long. Its product is annotated as serine/arginine repetitive matrix protein 2-like. Bases 1370 to 2908 code for a protein of 512 amino acids. The transcript has 2 exons. NCBI's taxonomy places the organism in Eukaryota, Metazoa, Arthropoda, Insecta, Hymenoptera, Formicidae. The record is from RefSeq and is a predicted model, not a curated record.
UAUAAUGAUACGCGUAGGAUUAAGUUUAUAAAAGCGAGCAAAGUUUAUUUUACAAUUUUAUAAGUAGAGUUUAUUUUAAUAACGUCGAAGUCGGUAUUACCGACCCGGUUUUAGCGCCCUCUGAGUGAACGUACGAGCGGGCGGUGUGCGUCUGUUAUCCGAGGCAUAUAGAGUUUCGCCUCUGAGACGGACCCGUGGUCUUUCUAAGAGGCGAAAGGCGCGAAGGCGCCAAACAAAAGCAGUGGGAGAUCACCCGCCACGGAGAGCGGACGUGUACACCCCUCGUGCCCACUCAAACCAGUUCCGCGUAAAUUGCGGCGAAGAUUUAUAUUCGCGACGCGGUGUAAAGGCGGCUAGGCGGCCCAACGUAACGAAUAAAUAAUCAUUAAACAGCAGUGUGGUGUUGGUGUCUCGGUCCCCGAUUCCCCGUCCAUUCCUGGGGAUCCCGCUGCGCUGCUGCAUCAAAGGACGGGUGGCGACCGAAAUAGCUGCGUCCCGAAAGGAACCUGCUUCUUCAUGUGCGAGCCCCUCGGGCUCGAACCCCAUUGUGUCCGGUUACACACGGCCUAGGGAAUAAGACAGCAACAUUGGACGCCGUCGGUGAGGGGAACGGUUCCCCGCUGGAUCGCUGAGAGCGUGAAGGGUGACCUCGUUGAUCACGGAAAGCAGUGCCGUGUAGAGUUCACAGGCCGGCGAAAGCCCAAGCGAAGGACGCCAAGGGCAAUAACCAAACUGCGUUCCAAUGGCGACCGUGACAGGAUGCACGUGCGCAAUAAGUCGUCCUAAAUAAGUGAAAUCACGGAAUUCCGCAGAAAAGUGUACCGCCGUUGUUGCGAAGACAUUGAGUGUCGAGCGUGAAAGUGCCGACAAAUACCCGCGCAGUGUACGCGCCUUAAUAGACCGAAUAUUACGAGAAACGGUAAUAAGUGACGAUAACGUGUGAUUACGCGCUGAAUCCGACAAGCGCGACCGUGAAUACAGAGUGUAAAUUAUAUGAAAAACCGCCUAAAAACAUUAAUUCCGCCGAAAAACAAUCGCCGCGAUCGCGAAAAACGCAACAGUCUGAUUAACGAACAGACCGAGAGUCCCCUACGAGGCGAAGAAAACGACGAGACGCGUGAACGAGCCGAUGCGUGAUUCCGGCCGAUAUCCGCGUAAAUAUUCGUACGAUUGUUCCGCGACAGUGCGAGGAAAACCGCGAUAAGACGCAGAGCAUCUGCGCGACGAGGAUUAUCCAGGAUACACCCGUGGACCCUGCCAGAACCGAGGAAAUUGACCGGUGCAGCCACGGACACCAACGGACACGUAGGAAGGGACGCUACGAACCAAAGCCGACGAGAAAACGAAGAAACGUCGAAGUAAUUCGACCAUGAGCCUCAAAGACCUGGCACGUCAACACGACGAAUUGAGCAAAAGGCUGGAGGAACGGCUACGGAGGAGAAAGGAACUCGAGGAAGAACAAUGUCGAGAGAUGCGAAAAAGAAUAGCUCAGAUGCAACGAGCUCUAGACGAAUGCGAGGAAGACAUCCGACGCAUGGAAUCCGCAUCCGCUUCUAAGAACACGACAAGAACCAACACACCCGAGCCGCGACACCAGAGAACAUCCACCGAAGCACCAGCAUCCGAGGCAAGCACCAUAAAGAUAGAAAAUGGACGCUCAGGCUCCAGAGGAUCCAGGAGUCCAGCCAGAACGAGUGAAGUCGUAUCACCCGAGGCCCAGCAAUGGAACUUCUCGGAAUCCGAAUCUCCAAACACCCGAGAACAACAGAGGACUACUUCGAGGAGAGCAAGCUCGAGCCUUAAUAACAAACACAAGUCCGAAACCCGCUUGUUCACCCGAGAUGACAGCGAUAAGGAGAACAACGCACAAUCCGACAAAAGUCAAUCGAGAAAGCCUAAACAUACAAGGAGAACAACAUCCGAUCGUGACACAUCCAGUAAAAACAUCGGAGACAUCAACAACAACAAGUCCAUCAAAAAGAUGAGUCACGCAAAACGCUACCACGAUGAAGCACCUCAACUACACAAGAACCAGAGGACCUCGCGAUCAGCUCGCCUCCGAAAGGAAAAAGAAGACCGCAGACGCGAACUGAAACGACUGGCGAACAUCAGAUACCGCAAACGGGUAAGAGAAAAGCUCGACAUCCUUGCCCGACGCCAAUCCCGCACCAUUCCAGACGACUCGGACUCGAAUGCCGGCGAGUCUCAGAGCGUGCCGAUCGGAGAAUCGCCGACAGGCGGGAGCGUGCAGCGGCCACUAGCUGCAGGCGGUCCGAGGCCAAAGGACGAGCGAGCCGCCCAGCGGGGUACCGACGAGGACUCGAGGCCAAAGGAGACAGCAGGAAGACCCAGGAUAAUCGACGACAGGCGCGUCAACGUCGAGGUAAGACCCGUAGGCCGUCGAACAUCUCCAGCAAGACCGGGGAUGGUGGUCGGGGCUGGGGAAGGAGAGAGGAGAACUCUAACCAAACCAACCCGUCCGCCGGAGCGAUCCGGGUCAUCCGGAACGAGCAGGCAGAGCAGCCGUCCUAACCGCGAGGAGAGGACUCGUGGCCGUCCUGACCGCGAGGAGAGGACACGUGACUGUCCUGACCGCGAGGAAAGGACUCGUGACCGUCCUAACCGCGAGGAGAGGACUCGCGACUAUCCUGACCCCGAGACGUGGACUCGCGAUCGUCCUGACCUCGAGGAACGAGUCACCAGUCGCCGUAACCGCGUGGAGCGAAACUGGAGGAAGGAUCCUCGAGAACACGAACCUCGAGAACAGCCGAGGUCCCCGAUGGUGAUAUACCUCUCCACCGAGGACCCCGAGGAGGAAUCCACGAGGGACCGAACUGACCCCGAGGAGCAACCCGAAACCGGAGAUCCCCUCGAGGACAUGGAAACCCCGAGACCAGGUUCCGAGUAGGCGGAGCUCCUCAAGGACCGACAGGACUUCGACGAGUAGGAGGACCUCGAGGAACAGGGAGUAUAUCGAGGUCAUAGGUGUAAGACUGGUCCGGAAGUCAAGGUCGAGAGCGCGAACAUGCCCAGGACACUCGAGUCAGCGGGAAAAGCAGUAC